AUGGAGCAACAGCUCAUCUUAUCUGAAGGUCAAGAGGUUCAAAUGCCCCUCGUUAACACUGAUGAAUUCAAUAAGCAAAAUGAUGAAAGCCGACAGGAAGAGAAACGUGAAUCUGAGAUAGAAAGUCGACCUUCAACAAGUACUGAAGAUGGGAUUUCGUUACCUGUCGUAGAUGGUAUUAUCUAUAACUAUAAGUACAUAUCAAAAGUUAAAGAUUUACCAAUGAAGGAUAUGAUUAGCAAGUAA
Messenger RNA from Acanthocheilonema viteae, 246 nucleotides. The record is from the annotation of a GenBank genome assembly. NCBI's taxonomy places the organism in Eukaryota, Metazoa, Nematoda, Chromadorea, Rhabditida, Onchocercidae.